Lichtheimia ornata is the source of this 1443-nucleotide messenger RNA. RefSeq names its product preprotein translocase, SecY subunit. The record is from RefSeq and is a predicted model, not a curated record. Bases 1 to 1443 code for a protein of 480 amino acids. Gene Ontology annotation, molecular function: signal sequence receptor activity; ribosome binding; transmembrane protein transporter activity. Gene Ontology annotation, biological process: SRP-dependent cotranslational protein targeting to membrane, translocation; post-translational protein targeting to membrane, translocation. NCBI's taxonomy places the organism in Eukaryota, Fungi, Mucoromycota, Mucoromycetes, Mucorales, Lichtheimiaceae. The transcript is spliced from 5 exons. Gene Ontology annotation, cellular component: membrane; Sec61 translocon complex.
AUGGGUUUCAGGGCACUUAAUCUUGUACGGCCGUUCAUGGCUGUCCUUCCCGAGAUUGCUACUCCCGAUCGCAAGGUGCCAUUUGAUCAACGCGCUUUAUGGACCGUGGUGACGCUCUUCAUCUUUCUCGUCAUGUCGCAAGUGCCAUUGUAUGGUAUCAUGUCGUCCGAUUCAUCUGAUCCCUUAUACUGGAUGCGUGUCAUCUUGGCUUCCAACCGUGGUACCCUCAUGGAACUUGGUAUUACGCCCAUUGUCACCUCUGGCAUGAUUAUGCAGUUGCUCUCUGGUGCCAAUCUUAUCCAUGUGGAUUAUAGCCUUAAGGAAGAUCGUGCCUUGUUCAGUGGUGCUCAAAAGUUGUUUGCUGUAUUGAUCGCUAUUGGCCAAGCUACCGUGUCCGUAUUGACUGGAUUGUAUGGCAGCCCUAAGGAAAUUGGUGCUGGUGUUUGCGUCCUUCUUGUGUUGCAAUUGGUUGGUGCCUCUUUGGUGACCAUGCUCUUGGAUGAACUUUUGCAAAAGGGUUAUGGAUUUGGCUCUGGUAUCAACUUGUUUAUUGCUACCAACAUUUGCGAGACUAUCUUCUGGAAGGCCUUGUCUCCUACCACCGUCAACCUUGGUCGUGGUGAUGAACCCGAAGGUGCCUUGAUUGCCUUGGUGCGCUUGUUGGUGUCGCGUAAGAGCAAGGCACGUGCUUUGAAGGAAGCCUUUUACCGUUCGCAUCUUCCCAACGUGAUGAACUUGAUUGCCACCUUUGCCAUCUUUGGUCUUGUUACCUACCUCCAAGGCUUCCGUGUUGAAUUGCCUGUAAAGUCAAACCGUGUUCGUGGUCAACGUGCUAGCUAUCCCAUCAAGCUCUUCUAUACUUCGAGCAUGCCUAUCAUGUUGCAAUCCACUAUCACCUCGAACAUUUUCAUGAUUUCCCAAAUGCUCUACAAGCGUUUCGGCUCCAAUGUCCUUGUUCGUGCCCUUGGUGUAUGGGAACCUCUUGAUGGAUCUAACCAAUGGUUUGCUCGUGGUGGUAUUGCCUACUACUUGUCUCCUCCUCGCAGCUUGAUUGAAGCUGUUUUGGAUCCUAUCCACACUGCAGUCUAUAUCACCAUCAUCCUUACCAUGUGUGCUCUCCUCUCAAAGACCUGGAUUGAAGUAUCGGGCUCCUCUGCUCGUGAUGUUGCACGUGAACUCAAGGAUCAACAACUUGUCAUUGUCGGCUAUCGUGAUUCGUCCAUGUACAAGGAACUCAAGCGUGUCAUUCCUGUUGCUGCUUCCUUUGGUGGUGCAUGUCUUGGUGCCAUUUCAGUUCUCGCUGACAUGCUUGGUGCUAUUGGUUCGGGUACUGGUAUCUUGCUUUGCGUCACUAUCAUCUAUCAGUACUUUGAAAUGAUCAUGCGCGAGCAGAUGGAAUCGGGUAUGGGCAUGGAAUCUAUGAUGGCCGGUAGCGGCUUGUAA